Effrenium voratum is the source of this 618-nucleotide messenger RNA. Lineage: Eukaryota; Dinophyceae; Suessiales; Symbiodiniaceae. The record is from the annotation of a GenBank genome assembly.
AUGCUCAAGAAGCGCUACGCCGUGUACAACUUCGACGGGUCGCUGGCGGAGCUCAAGGGCUUCGAGGUGAAGCGGCGUGGAGAGCUACGUCUCAUCCAGGUGUUCCAGACCGAAGUCUUCCCCGAGUUCCUCAAGGGCAAUAGCAAGGAAGAGGUCUGGAGGAUCGUGGGCGCCAUGGCCAACCGCUGGCUGGACGUCAUCGAGUCCCGGGGCUCCACCAUGACCAACGACGAGGUCAUCCACUUCUUUUCCGAGAACAAGACCAUGAGCAAGUCUGUGGAGAACGUGGGCAGCUACAAAUGCGUGCAGGCGACCACGGUGCGGCGCCUCGCCGAUUUCCUGGGAGUGCCGUCCAUGCUGCAGGCAGAGGGAAUCAGCGCCCACAUGCUGAUCGCCAACAAGCCGGUGGGGGCCAGCUGCACGGAGCGGGCGAUCCCUGUGAAGAUCUUUUUCGCCGAGGAGGACGUGAAGAAGGUGUGGCUGCGGCAAUGGCUUCAAGACUCCAGCUUGACGGACUUCGACAUGCGCUCGAUCAUUGACUGGGAGUACUACAAGGAGCGGCUUUGCGCAGUGUUCCAGAAGUUGAUCAGCAUCCCGGCGCGCGGCCUCAGCGCUUGA